UCGACGACAUUUCUGCGCGACACGACCAGCAGCAGCUCCAGUUGCUCUCUCACUUACUGCUAAUCAAAAUUGUUUGUUCUGAUAUUUGAUUGAGCGUGAUUAGGAAUGGCUGUGGAAUCCAGAGUAACGCAAGAAGAAAUAAAGAAGGAACCCGAAAAGCCUGUCGACAGAGAAAAGACUUGCCCACUGCUUUUGAGAGUGUUUACAACCAACAACGGCAGACACCACAGAGUAGACGAAUUUGCCCGAGGAAAUGUCCCCUCUAGUGAACUACAGAUCUACACAUGGAUGGAUGCCACCCUCAAAGAGCUGACAAGUUUGGUCAAAGAAGUCUACCCUGAAGCACGAAAAAAAGGGACACACUUCGGCUUUGCAAUCGUUUAUCCAGAUCCUAAAAGGCCAGGCUACCGGGUUAAAGACAUAGGCAGCACUGUAUCGGGCCGAAAGGGCGCAGACGACUCCAUGACCCUCCAGUCCCAGCGGUUUCAGAUAGGAGACUAUCUGGACAUCGCCAUCACCCCGCCCAACAGGACGCCCGCUAUGCCCGGCGCCCGCAUGAGACCUUACUGAUCCUCACAGAUAUGGAACAUUAGAUGCCACCUUCAGCCUUUUGGCACGACCAGCCUCGGGAACCACCGUCAUGGUUCCUACCCCAUACCGGAUAAUGUAUCGCAUUGCCUUGUCACCGAUUUAUGGCAGCAUUACACAGACACACAUACUGGAUCUCAAAUGGUGCACUUCAGUGUUCAUGUUUUAGUGCGUAUGGUGUAUUAGUUACGCACUGAAACAUAGUGCCUGAAGUACACAAGUGUGGCAUUUGAGAUUCAGGGACAGACUGAUCAGACUGAGCCAUUCGUUCCAAUACAAAGGGGUGGUCAACGUGGCAUGUAGUGUUUUAUAUCUAUGGGUCCAUCUCAUUACUUAACCUCCCGUUCUCGCCUUGUGCUUGUGGCCUCGUGGUUCGCUGACGCCCUGCCUCCAUGAAGAAGACUAGGCCAGACAUCUCGAUUGCAAAUGAGAAAACGACCUUUGAAUUGUGCUUUUGCUAGAUAUUGAAUAAAACGUCUGUCAGUGGCUUGAAUGCCUCGCAGUACAAGGCCACAAGCAAAAGGAGAGGACGGGAAUUUAGAUAUUGAAUGAACCCUAUGACUGAUCCUCAGGGUUGGGGAUUGAAGGUCAGAGGUUAAGGACGCCUCAUGGGGUCGGGGAGUUUGGGUAGGGGGGCUUUAAACAGCCGCGUCUGCCCAUUAGGCUAAUGAUGAUGUGGCUUUAUAGCUUUUGUUUCCCGUAUGGUUUUAAUUUUUCAUGUUGAUUUUAUACCAUAUUGAGUUUCAGUAGAAUAGAGCUGGUAUGAUUUUUUUUCCCCCCUUCUCUCUUCCAACAAUUUUGUGAUGUCAAAAUAAACAUUUUUUUAUCCAUAACCUUUCA
Engraulis encrasicolus (European anchovy) is the source of this 1428-nucleotide messenger RNA. RefSeq names its product Sin3A-associated protein (gene sap18). NCBI's taxonomy places the organism in Eukaryota, Metazoa, Chordata, Actinopteri, Clupeiformes, Engraulidae. Gene Ontology annotation, biological process: negative regulation of DNA-templated transcription. Gene Ontology annotation, molecular function: transcription factor binding; transcription corepressor activity. Gene Ontology annotation, cellular component: nucleus. Bases 106 to 570 code for a protein of 154 amino acids. The record is from RefSeq and is a predicted model, not a curated record. The transcript is spliced from 4 exons.